UACUGUAGUGAAUGAAAAAAUUUAUUGACAACUAAAUAUUAAUUUAUGAAAACAAUUUUUUUUCGCAAUUGAGAAAUUUAGAAUCUAUGUGAAAUUUUUGAGUGCUGUAGAAAUCAAUUUUUCUCCCCGUUGUGGGAUUUCGACGAAAUUGUAAAAAUCAGAGAAACAGGAAGCGAUGAAAAUGAAGCAAAUGGUGAUAGUAUGACAAUGGAUUCAAUGGAUGCAAAUGGAAAUGGGAAGCGUGGUCUUCCCAAAUUACGAGAAGUUUUUUAUCGACAAAGACAAGAUUCUGAUGAUGGGCAAGAAUCUUCAAUUUUGGAUUUUGUCUACGAUGACGCAGACACACAUACAAAUGAAAUUGCUGAACUUUACAGUUACACUGAACACUAUGAAUUACAACUUAAUCUUAAGGCGUUCGAAGAUCAAAUGGAAAUUUACAAUCUACGACCACUUUGGCAAAAUUUAACAACGGAACAACAAAAGUCCAUUAUUCAUAAAUUAUUAGAUCAACUCGAAUUAUCGAAUAAGCAAACGAGAAUGAAGGCAGCUCGAUGUAUUUUAUAUAUUGCUCAGGGUUGUUGGGCAGAGGUUCAGUCCGACAAGGAACAACAAGAAUGGUCGCGAACGAAUGUUAUGCUACUUUACGAGACUGGGGCAUUUGCCGCUUUCGUUGAAUUACUCAAUAUUGAAAUCGAAGACAGUACAGCAGCUAAUUCUGCGAUGAGAAAAUUGGCCGUCAGUCUCGCAGAUUCUGUAGAUAUACGUUUAAUUUUAUCUGUUUUGUAUAUUAUCACCGAAAUUAUGAGGGAGGAAUCGAAGAAUCUAGAAGAAAGUCCAUAUAAAACGAAUUUUGAAACAUUCAAAGAGGAACUCAUGAAUCCAUAUGGAGAUGAAUUUUUAAUAAUCAAAUUACUCGGAAUGGUGACUUGUUUUUGUAGUGGAAGCGCUCCUCAUUUUCCAAUGAAGAAGGUUUUACUUUUCCUUUGGAAAUUGAUAUUAGUUUCAUUGGGCGGUAUUGACGCUUUACGUGAAUUGAAGAAAAAAUACCGGGAGGAAGCCGGACUUCCUGUCGAUCAAGAGGACACGAUAGAGGUCACGAAAAAUAUGAGACCAAGCUCACCACCUACGAGUGCUGCCGAUUUACUCGAUUCGCAAAAUCAGAAAAGAAAUAACAGAGCUUUUCGAAGGAGUUUAAUGAAGCAAAGUUCAUUGGACGAGCCACUGUUGGGAAUGGAAUUCGAGGGCGGCGAGGGUGGAACAAAUAUGACGAAUAAUGAAGGAGACGGCGAUAUGGUUCUGUACAUGGAUCAGUCGCAAUGUCAAAAUUAUUACGAGGAUCCGAGCAGUUUGGCUCAACCGAGACCGAGUACUCCACAACCUGUCAAGGAUAAGGGCUUGCCAUGGACUCCAAAAGUGAGACAAAAGGACGUUGACAUGUUUCUCGAGGGUUCGAGAUUGAAAUUUGUCGGUUAUAAAUUGCAAGGCGAUCGUGAAAGUCUAGCCGGUCUACCUCAACCAAUUCACGAAGGUGUCAACAUUCUCAAGCGACAUAUGUACACUUCAUUAGCGGAAAUUCAAAUUCAAAAGGAGGAGGAGAUAGCUAGAAAUCCAAUGAGCACUGAGGAGCCAACAAUUCGUCAGACUCCGACGGAAAUUUUAUAUCAAGCAAUGCUACCCAAUCUUCCUCAGUACAUGAUUGCCUUAUUGAAAAUCGUCCUUGCUGCUGCGCCAACAAGCAAAGCAAAAACUGAAAGCAUCAAUAUUAUGGCUGAUGUGUUGCCUGAAGAAAUGCCAAUGACAGUAUUGCAGUCCAUGGAAUUAGGAAUCGAUGUAAAUCGUCAUAAGGAGAUAAUUAUUAAAGCGGUCUCCGCAAUUUUGCUUCUUCUAUUGAAGCACUUCAAAAUAAAUCACAUUUAUCAAUUUGAAUUCAUGUCUCAACAUCUUGUUUUUGCCAACUGCAUACCACUUGUUUUAAAGUUUCUUAAUCAAAAUAUCCUCGCUUAUAUUGAAGCAAAAAAUGUUAUUUCGAUGUUGGAUUUCCCAAUGUGUGUUAUUGGUGAUCAACCGAAAAUCACAGUGGAUGACCUUGAAAUCCGAAGUACCCAGUAUUAUUGUUGGCGAAAUGUAUUCUCGUGCAUAAAUUUAUUGAGGAUUUUAAAUAAAUUGACGAAAUGGAAACACAGUCGUGUAAUGAUGCUAGUUGUAUUUAAAUCAGCGCCGAUAUUAAAGCGGACAUUAAAAGUGAUGCACGCCAUGAUGCAAUUGUAUGUAUUGAAAUUAUUAAAAAUGCAGACAAAAUAUUUAGGCAGACAGUGGCGCAAGACAAAUAUGAAAACAAUCAGUGUUAUUUAUCAAAAAGUUCGACAUCGCUUAAAUGACGACUGGGCUUAUGGCAACGAUUUGGAGGCAAAGCCCUGGGAUUUUCAAGGUGAAGAAUGCGCACUAAGAACUUGUGUCGAUCAAUUCAAUAAUCGUCGUUAUUCGACAGCAAUUCGUGACGAAGAAUUAGAACCAGUCGACACAAGUGUAACGUCAGUUCUUGGUGUCAAUGUUGAACUCACUGACGAAUUUAAACAGCACUACGAAUUAUGGCUACAGCAAGAAGUCUUUCAAACUAAUAUUAAUUGGGACGAACUAUUAGAAACAAAUUGUGAAAUCUAAGAAAAAACAAAAAAAAAAGCAAAUUUAAAAAAAAGAUUCUCUGUAAAAAAAGAAGUUCUACACAAAAAGAAAAUAAGACGGAACAAUGAAAAACUAAAAGUUUAAUGAAAUUGUCGUUUUAGAAACAAAGUAAAAUUUAGUAAGUGUUCGAAGAACAUUAUUUACUAAUCGGACGCUUUUUAUCAAAAAAAAAGAAAAAAAACGUAUAUAUAUAUAUAUAUAUAUAUAUAUAUAUAUAUAUAUAUAUAUAUAUAAAUAUUUGAUGGAAAGCGAGUUAUCGAUUUAUUUUUUCCACAUCGCCGAUUUUUAAGUUUUGUGCAAUUUACCAGAAACUAGCCAUGUAAUAUUUAUAUAAUCGAUUCUCCAGAAAAGAAAAAUUCUUUAUACCUUUGUAAGUAUCGUUUUUUAGGUGUUAAAAAUGGAAAAUUAGAAAUUGGUUCAAAAAUGGCAAAACUAUCGCAAAGAUAUUUAUUGCAUAUUCGUUAUUUACUCAUCGGGAUAAAUUAGUAAAUCUCGAUGAUUAUAAUUAUAGGAUACGUUCUGAUUGUGAUUUCUCCCCCGUAUUGUCCACUUUAACAAAAAAAAAAAAAACUGCUAUUUAUACUAAGCAAUUAAAAAUUGUACGCCGUUUUCAAUUUCAUAAUUAAUUUAAGACUAUAAGGGCAAAAGAAAAUAAAAUAAAAAAAACGGUGUAGGAACGUCGCCACUUUUAAUUGUACAUUAAUCAUCAUGUAUCAUAUUUAUAAAUUGUGCGCGUGAGUUUAGAUUUUUUUUUAAUUUCCUGCUAGUGAGAAAAUUAUCAAAACAUUUCUUCAUUUAGAUUUUCAUUCUAUUUUUAACUCACCAAAAAACAAUUUUUUGUACAUGAAAAUUUUUAUCACAUAUUUUAUAAAUUUUUAACAAGAUUAAUUUUUUUCCUUUAAAAAGACGGAAGAAUGAAACACUAAAAGUUAAAUAAACAUUUUUUUUAUUGAAAAACGAAAUAAUAUGAUAAUUUUAGCUUCUUUUUUAGAAACAAGAAAAGUUUUGAAAGUUUUGACACUGAUAGAAAUUUCAAUAGAGCAAUUAGUGAGAAAGCAUAAUUAUUUACAAAAAAAAAGAAAAGAAAAACAAGUUAAUUUAUAGAAAAAUAGUUAUUUCUGAGGAAGAACAAAGAAGCGAUGUAAUGUGAUUAAUUUAAAUGAAAAUAAAAUAAUUUUUAUCUUUCUUUUUCUACUCAA
Molecule: messenger RNA, 3881 nt
Organism: Leptopilina heterotoma
Lineage: Eukaryota; Metazoa; Arthropoda; Insecta; Hymenoptera; Figitidae
Gene: Strip
Product: striatin-interacting protein 1
Exons: 11
Coding region: 202-2661 (819 amino acids)
Biological process (GO): cytoskeleton organization
Cellular component (GO): cytosol
Source: RefSeq, a predicted model, not a curated record